AUGCUGGGGACACUGCUGAUGCUAUGGCUUGCCAUCUUUGCGCACGAGGCGGAUUUGUUCUAUACUAAAUCUAUCGUGGCACUGCGAGAUCAACUAAGGCACCUCGAGGUUGCGCUUGAGCUUGUAAAGAAGCAUGCUGCCGCGCAGAAAACAGAGAUCCUACAACUACGACUGAACAAUACACAACUCAGAAUUGCGCAUGAAGUCAUGAAGAAGGACGUGGUCGCUCAGCAAGCACAGCUCGUACAGCUACAACUGGACAAUGAGCAGCUUAAAGUCCUUAUUAGCACCAUGACGCUUACUGAAAAGGACCAAGAAGACUAUGUACGGUAUACUGAGCAGAGGAUUGUCAAUCUGCGAAGCCAAAACGUCGGCUUGGCCAACAAGCUGAUGGCCUCGCGCCGUCAGAUAUUCAGAUCUGAGCAAGAGAGACGGGUCCCGAAAGGCUUGUCGCAGAGGAUUGCCGAUGUGAAGACGCUCGUGAACAAGAACAUCAACGCAAUAGAUGGCUCGACAAGAGCGUGA
Didymosphaeria variabile is the source of this 525-nucleotide messenger RNA. RefSeq lists its product as uncharacterized. The record is from RefSeq and is a predicted model, not a curated record. The coding region runs from base 1 to 525 and encodes 174 amino acids. NCBI's taxonomy places the organism in Eukaryota, Fungi, Ascomycota, Dothideomycetes, Pleosporales, Didymosphaeriaceae. The transcript has a single exon.